AUGGCAUUGUUAACAAUAAAAAUCACUUGUUCGACGAAUGUGGGAAAAGAAAAUCAAAAAGUCAAAUAAAGCGACCGACCACCCGCUGUAUUGCAAAUUGGACGAUUAAUUGUUUGUUUGUAAGAUUAAACCGUUAUAGGUUCAUAAUUUGUUAAUAAUUUAAAAAUAAAACCAUCGAAAUCAGCUACAACGCAAAGCAAAGCUCGGCUCAGAGAGUGGCCAGGCAACUUGAAAACUGCCGGGAAAAGCAUCUAGUUGAAGUGGACUUUUUGCAGCCUUUUGCUCGGACGUACCGUGAAGCGAACUCAAUUAUAUACAUACGUACAUAUAUUGAAAUACAUAAUUUAUAAUGGAGAAUAUACCAUCGAGGGCCAAUGAUAUUAUUGGCGGCAAUAUAUUAUCAACGUUAGAAUCUAAAGAUUCCAAAGUUACACUUGGGUCAGUCACACCCCUUGCUGAGGUCGAGAAACUAUCCUAUGAAAUCCACCGUUACUCCAGCUUUUCUACCAACUAUUUCCCUGAAAAUAUACUCGUAGAUUGUCCAAGUGAUCAGUCUUCACGUUGGUCAGCGCACACCAACAAUCCGCCGCAAUAUCUUACUCUGAAGCUAAAGCGUCCUGCCAUUGUGAAAAAAAUCAAAUUUGGAAAGUUUGAAAAGUCUCACGUUUGCAAUAUCAAAAAGUUUCGAAUUUUUGGUGGUCUUGAUGAGGAACGCUUGGUAUUGCUCCUAGAAGGCGGUCUUAAAAAUGAUAAUGUGCCAGAAGUGUUUAACUUGCGAUGCAAAACCGAAGACGGUUCAGAACAGCUUCCUAUUUUGUUUGUGAAAAUCGUGCCGUUACUGUCGUGGGGACCAACAUUCAACUUUAGCAUUUGGUAUAUUGAAUUGCAUGGCCAAGAUGAUCCAAUGUAUACCAGUGCGAGUUUAAAAAACUACAAUAUGCUGCGUGAGAUAGAGAUCGUAAAAUUGUGCUUGAAACACUUUCGCCAACAGGGCUACGAUGCCGCAUUUAGGGCUCUUCAAGAACAAACACAAGUACAACUGGAACACACGCUUAUAAGCGAGCUGCACAAGUGUCUGGUCAUGAGUGGCGAUUUUGAAAAGGCUGAACAAUUCAUAACUGAGUGUGUGAAUGAGGGUCUAAUGGACGCCUACCUAAACCGCCAGGAUUAUAUACACACCUGGCGUAUGCAACACACUGAAAGCAGCACACAACCGGGCAAUCGUGGCGGCCAUCAAUUGGUUGUGGAUACUAAAAAACGUUUGGUGUAUCUGUAUGGUGGUUGGGACGGGUACCGUGACCUCAGCGAUCUGUGGGUCUUCGAUAUAACAAAUAAUAGCUGGACAUUGCUGUUUGAACAAACUGAACCUUUUAAUGGACCCACUCCACGUUCAUGCCAUAAAAUGGUCUUUGAUUCUGUUAGUGAAAACAUUUUUAUGCUGGGCCGCUAUUUGGACAACUCCAUUCGUACAACAGAUUAUAUAAAAAGCGACUUCUUCCUGUAUGAUACGCGAGCGCGAACGUGGUUGCAAAUCUGCGACGAUACUAGUCACGUAGGGGGACCACACCUUGUCUAUGAUCAUCAAAUGUGCAUUGAUAGCGAUAAGCGCACAAUUUAUGUAUUUGGUGGAAAAAUUCUCACACCACGCAGCGUUUCAAAUACCACAACGAAUGAACCCGAAUAUUCGGGUCUAUUCUCGUAUCACAUUGCCACCAACACUUGGACUCAGAUACUCGUCGAUUGUCACCAUCCAAGUGCUGCACAGGCAGAUGUACUCUCUAUAAAGUCCCGUAUUACCCACUGUAUGGUCUUUCAUAUGAAAAAUCGCAAACUGUAUAUUUACGGCGGUCAGCGGGGUAAAGAGGAUAUCGAUGACUUUAUCACUUAUGAUGUAGACACUCAGGCCAUUUCAGUGCUUAAUAAAGACAAUAACACCUGUGGCGGUGCUGGUGGCAGUAGCGUUUGUAGCCACAGCAGCGGUGGAGGUGACGCCAAAAAUGAACCGUCGCCAGGUUACACGUUGCGGGCUACAAUCGAUUGCGAUCGUGAUGAAAUUUAUAUCUUCUCCAGUUUGAGUAAACUUAAAGAUCGUCGUGAUAUCCAACAUAUUGACGCCUCGAAUUCAUUUUGGGUAUAUUCGCUUAAAAGUUACACAUGGUCCCGUAUUUAUAACUGUCGCCAUAAUGCUGAAACUGGAAAUACGACUGUUAAGAAUGAUAAGCUCGAACCAUGUCCACGCUACGCACAUCAACUGGUUUACGACGAUGUCGCAAAGUUGCACUACCUCUUUGGCGGGAAUCCUGGCAAGUCGGCGCGGCCCCAAAUGCGUCUGGAUGACUUUUGGACACUUGAGUUGGAAAAACCUAAAAGGAAUGAAAUAUUAAUGCAUUGCCGUUACCUUGUCCGCAAGUUACACUACGAAGAAAUGGCACGCACCGAUCAGCUUAAAGCAAUGCAAUAUUUGCGCAAUCAUGUCGCCGAAGUUAUUGAUCACUCGAAUGCAGAACAAGUGAACAAUUUCCACAAACUAGCAUCUUUGCUUUUUCGUACGGAUGAUAGCAGCGCUGCUGCUGGCCGAUCCCCAUUGGCAACGCCACCAUUGGGAAAAGCCCUAAAAAUGGACAGCAGCAUACGGGUGGAAAACUUAGCAACCGACAUGACUACUGAAUCAGCCGAAAGCGGCGAUAAACAGCCGCCAGAUGAAGACUGUUCAAAUAAAUCUGAUGUCACCAAUCCUACAGACGAUUUAUCAAUGGAAUCAUGUGAUAGCACUGCAACGUCUUCUUCAAUGUCAGCAGUUUCCGAUUUGGCUGUUCGCCAUGGCCGGCGGAGUAGCAGUAAGCGAUCACACGACGGUAAACUGCAAGAAUUGCGCAGACGGCGUGCUUUUCUCUUUAAUAAGCUUGUUCAACUAAUGCCGGCUAAUAUGGUUCAACCGGAAAGGAAUCUGAGCGACUUUGUUGUCAUGUAAACUUUCUUUUACACUAUGUAUUCUGAAACGGAUUAGUAUAUUUUUAGACCCUGUUUCUUGUUUUUUUUUUUUUUGGGAAAGCUGACGUUAUCGCUGGGAUCGUGAACCAGUAGACUGUAUUCCAAAUACAUGUUGAACGCUUUUAAAAAGCAAAUAAUACCGAUAAAAAAAUUUUAGAUACUGUUUCCAGUGUUACAAAUAUGCCUUAAGAAUCAUUUGACCGCAGAGGAAGGAAACAAUUAUAUGCAUAUUUUGACAAGUUUCUGUUUUUUUUUUAAAUGCAAAAUCAUUGCUAUUUUAUUUAUUGUAUUUAAAGCAUAUAGUCAUUGUGAUACGAGUGCAAAAAUUUGUUUUUACGAAAUGUAUGAGAUCGCGCGUUGUUCACAUUUUCUCUGCCAACAAUAAAAUAGUACUGAUUUUUUAUUAUACAUUAUAUAUAUAAAAAUAUUUGUUAAGCGAAAAUAAUACAAUAAAACAAUAUAUUAACAUAGAUUUCUUACAAAACACUAUAUUUUAUGAAUUUAAUAAAUUAGGCUAUGUAUGGGUGUUGUGUGGUGGAGGGAAGACUAAUCGAUGCCAACGCUACCGACGUAACUGCGCAUGAUUGUAUCCUGCACCGCUAGAAAUACUAUGCGGAAUCUGUGGUAUCUGUGGAUGAAAAUUUUAUACUACAUAUUUAGAACCAUAUAGAUUAUAAGAUGUAUCUAUCAAGUCAAUUAUCAAAAAUCCAAAAUAGCGAAUCCAAUAUGGCGCCUAAGAAUUUAAAAAUUACUAAAUUUUCAUGAAAUUUGGUGUAUAGAGGUUCUUAAGUUCGCUCAUUACAAAUUUCCAACUAGGUUUUGAAAAUUCAAUAUAGCGUCCGACAUUUAAAUAAAUUAUUGAGUUUUCAAACCUGAAUAACUUUAUUUAAAAAUGAGAACUGCAGUUUUGGAAAUUACGAAAUUCGUAUAAAGUAAAAGAAAAAAACUUAAAAAAAAACUAGGAGGCCUGGCCAGUUGUUUGGGCUCAAUAUAUAGAACACGGCCCCAUCUAUCCCCCAUUCAUAAAUAUGUAAAGUACUAUUAUUAUUUCAUAAUUUGAUCAUCAAUUCAUUUCAAAUAUGUUCCUUCAAAAACAAUAAAUCAUUAAUUUGGCUAAGCAAAUAUAAUGUGUUACUCAACUGAAAAUGACAGUUCAAAAAGUGUGAAUGUAAUAAAAAACUCGAGAUCAGUGAGCCCUAAAACCUAGUACGUUUAAUUCUUGGAAAAC
Messenger RNA from Rhagoletis pomonella (apple maggot), 4219 nucleotides. RefSeq names its product muskelin (gene muskelin). Gene Ontology annotation, molecular function: protein binding. Bases 350 to 2971 code for a protein of 873 amino acids. Gene Ontology annotation, cellular component: cytoplasm. The transcript is spliced from 11 exons. The record is from RefSeq and is a predicted model, not a curated record. Lineage: Eukaryota; Metazoa; Arthropoda; Insecta; Diptera; Tephritidae.